This is a messenger RNA of Ziziphus jujuba (common jujube), 1171 nucleotides long. RefSeq names its product 20 kDa chaperonin, chloroplastic. Gene Ontology annotation, biological process: positive regulation of superoxide dismutase activity. Gene Ontology annotation, cellular component: chloroplast; mitochondrial matrix. Bases 169 to 930 code for a protein of 253 amino acids. Lineage: Eukaryota; Viridiplantae; Streptophyta; Magnoliopsida; Rosales; Rhamnaceae. Gene Ontology annotation, molecular function: ATP binding; protein folding chaperone; transition metal ion binding. The transcript is spliced from 6 exons. The record is from RefSeq and is a predicted model, not a curated record.
AUUCUAGAAAGGUCUUUUUACCGUCUUGAUAAAACCUUUUGCUUUCGUUCGGCUAAGUGUUCUAGGGUUUUAUCCGCUUUGCUCUAGAGACUUGACAGCCCCACCGUAUUUCAGAAGCUCAUCUUUCUGUUAUCUUUGUUAGUCUCGUCCAUUGAGCAGAUUGUAGAAAUGGCAACAGCUCAGCUUACCGCAUCCUCAAUUUCGGGAAGGAGCUUGCCAGCAUUCGAAGGGCUUAGACCUGCGUCGGUUAAGUUUGGUCCGGCAGGACAUGUGACGUUACCGGGUGUCAAUCAGAGGUCUUUCAGGGGUCUGGUAGUGAAAGCUGCCACUGUGGUCGCGCCAAAGUAUACUUCAAUUAAGCCUUUGGGUGACAGAGUGCUUGUGAAGAUCAAAACUGCUGAAGAUAAAACUGAUGGUGGGAUAUUACUUCCAACCACAGCUCAAACAAAGCCUCAAGGUGGUGAGGUGGUUGCUGUUGGAGAGGGCAAGACAAUUGGGAAGGCAAAAGUGGAUAUUAGUGUGAAGACUGGCACCCAAAUUGUGUAUUCCAAGUACGCAGGGACUGAACUGGAGUACAAUGGUGCAAAGCAUCUCAUACUAAAGGAUGAUGACAUAGUUGGUAUUCUUGAAACAGAUGAUGUCAAGGAUCUCAAGCCCCUGAACGACCGAGUCUUAAUUAAGGUUGCUGAGGCUGAGGAAAAGACAGCAGGAGGUCUGUUGCUGACUGAGGCAACCAAGGAGAAGCCCUCCAUCGGGACGGUAAUUGCGGUGGGUCCUGGUCCUGUUGAUGAGGAAGGAAACAGGAAACCUUUGUCCAUCGCCCCAGGAAAUACAGUUUUGUACUCCAAGUACGCUGGGAAUGACUUCAAGGGCAAAGAUGGUGACUACAUUGCUCUAAGGGUUUCGGAUGUUAUAGCUGUACUCUCGUAGUCGUCUGAUUAGUGUUGAAUUUUUCCGGAUCUAAAUCUGGACCUUCGGUUGUGAUGAGAUGAAUCUAUAUUUGCGUUUUGGAUAAUACAAAGGUUCUUUCGUAAAAAUUGGGUUUAACUAAGUUGAAAAAAAAAAAAAAAAGAGAAGUGAAAGUUUGUGAGUCAGCGAAAAAGAAAUCUAAAUGAACGUAACAUUUGUUUCAAAUUAACUGACAAAUAAUAUGAUUUGAAUGUUGCAAGUA